UAGUGCUCUAACAAGCCUAAGUAAAAUUCAAUUUACUUUCGACAAAUCUGUAAAAGAAAAAAAAACUUUUCAAAAUGAAGGUUACAUUGGUAUUCAUUGCUGUUUUGUUCGCUAUCAUUGCACUCACCUAUGCUGAAGCCGAGCCAGAACCAGAAGCAUCAGCCGAUCCAGAAUUGUUUGGAAAUCGUUUAAUUCUUGGGCAUCAUGGAAAAAAUUCCAAUUUGGGAUUAAAAGAAAAAAAAACAGUUACAGUUCGUCGUUGCCGAUGCAGACGACGAAGAUGCCCAUCUGCCAGUGCUGCAACUUGUCCAAAUGUCUGUGGUUCAACAUCGUCAAGUAACAGCACAUCUAGUACAGCGUCGACCGCAUCAACUGCCUCAACUGCUUCCACAUAAAUCCAACUCUCAUAGACAACUUUAUAGAUUUUCAAUGGAACCGAUUAUCCUUGCUCCUCAUUUAUUCGUGCUAUUUAUUACGAAACGAUUAGACUAGUUCAUAAAUAUUGUUCAAUUAAUUGCACAGAACAAAUUUUACUUUUAGUAAAUUAAAACAAUAUCCAAUAAUAAAAGUUAAAUAUUUAUUCAUGCAAAUUAA
Molecule: messenger RNA, 594 nt
Organism: Contarinia nasturtii (swede midge)
Lineage: Eukaryota; Metazoa; Arthropoda; Insecta; Diptera; Cecidomyiidae
Exons: 4
Coding region: 75-395 (106 amino acids)
Source: RefSeq, a predicted model, not a curated record